Molecule: messenger RNA, 4596 nt
Organism: Caenorhabditis elegans
Lineage: Eukaryota; Metazoa; Nematoda; Chromadorea; Rhabditida; Rhabditidae
Gene: gcy-28
Product: Receptor-type guanylate cyclase gcy-28
Exons: 17
Coding region: 33-3863 (1276 amino acids)
Biological process (GO): intracellular signal transduction; cyclic nucleotide biosynthetic process; cGMP biosynthetic process
Cellular component (GO): dendrite; membrane; perikaryon
Molecular function (GO): guanylate cyclase activity; phosphorus-oxygen lyase activity; protein kinase activity
Source: RefSeq, marked reviewed
AGUAUUGUACCCGUGAAUGUACCUAUGAGGCUAUGCUCAGAUGGCUAACUCUACUUUCAUGUAUUCUCCUGACCGCGCUGCACGGAAAUAUCGUCGAAGACGUCGGCGCCGCACAACAGGCUAGCUAUCCACCCCCACCACCACCGUUCCCGUUCAAUGUGAUUGUUAUUCUGCCGAAGCGGGAGUCGACGUACGACAAUUUUGGAAUGACUCUACAAAAGGCGAUGCCAGUUAUCGAUAUUGCCGUGCAAGAAGUUAUCAAAGCGAAGAAGCUUCCUCCCGGAUGGAUCAAUUUGACAUAUUGGGAUUCUCGUCUUUAUGAGGAUAUUCUUCUAGCUGAACGACAUGCGACUGUUGGAGUUAUUCAAGCAUACUGUGAACAUCGACUCGACGCAAUUCUUGGAUUUGCUGACAACUAUGGAUUAGCUACAGUAACCAAGGUGACGGCGGGACUGAAUGGUGGUAUCCCAAUAUUAACGACUUCUGGAAUGCCAUCCUUGUUAAAUUCAAAGAAAGAAUAUCCAUUUUUGACUAGAAUGCAAGGAAGUUACCGUCUUUUGGCUGAUUCCAUGUAUCAACUAAUUGCCUAUCAUGAUGAGGAUUCGGUGUCCAAGUCGAAUUCGUCUCUCAACUACCUCAAUUUAAUAUUUUUCUAUCACGAUAAACGUCGUGCAGUCAAUCGGGUAAUUGCACAAGAUGAAAGUCAGGAGACAGGUGCAACGUCGUCACAUUGUUACUUCUCGCUGUACGCCAUUAAACGUUAUUUCACUGAAAAAAGUAAGACGUUCAAGAGGGAAUGGGCGCUGAACACUCCGCAAUUUCCGUUCGACGAGGACUUGGUCAUCGAGAGGGAAACGUUUAAACAGUGGCUGCGAGAAAUUUCGUUACAGUCGAAUGUGAUUAUCCUAUGUGCAUCACCGGAUACUGUACGUGAAAUAAUGUUGGCUGCUCAUGAUCUUGGAAUGGCGACAAGUGGUGAAUAUGUAUUCAUUAAUAUCGAUGUUUCAACGGGAUCACACGCCGAACAACCAUGGAUUCGAGCAAAUGACACGAAUAAUGAGGAGAACGAGAAAGCAAAAGAAGCAUAUCGAGCAUUGAAAACAAUUUCAUUGAGACGAUCCGAUUUGGAUGAAUAUAAGAAUUUUGAACUUCGAGUCAAAGAACGAGCAGAUCAAAAAUAUAAUUAUACGAAUAUCACCGGAAAAGAUUAUGAGAUGAACAAUUUCAUCAGUGCAUUUUACGAUGCGGUUCUUCUCUAUGCCAUUGCUCUAAAUGAGACAAUUCAAUCAGGUCUUGAUCCACGAAAUGGACAUAAUAUCACGUCACGAAUGUGGGGACGAACAUUUGUCGGAAUUACUGGAAAUGUAUCGAUUGAUCACAAUGGUGAUAGGUAUUCGGAUUAUUCUCUACUCGAUUUGGAUCCCGUUCAGAAUAGAUUUGUGGAAGUAGCCUACUACAGUGGAGCAUCAAAUCAACUAAAAACUGUGGGACAACUGCAUUGGGUUGGCGGAAAACCUCCAACAGAUCUACCUAUAUGUGGUUACGAUAAGAGCAAGUGUCCGGGUUAUCCACUUCAUGUCUAUCUUCUAAUGGGUUCAUUCCUCCUAAUUCUCGUCCUUGUCGGUCUAUUCAUCUUCUUCUGGCGUCGCUACAAACUUGAACAAGAGCUCGCCGCGAUGAGCUGGAAGAUUCGAUGGGAAGAGCUGGAUGGUGAAGAGAGUCAAAAGAAGAAUGAAAAGAAGAAGGCGAAGAAAAGGAAAAAUCAUAACGAUUAUCUACCUGAAUCUGAUCCAUUAUUAAGAUCCACAUCGAGGUCGUCAGUGAAUUCGGACAAGUUCGACGAGGACAGUUUGAUUCCAAUCAGAUUUCGUCUGAGAUCGUCCAGCUCGGGAACAACUCGUAAAAUCUCAGCGAUGAUUGAUCGAAAGUUGAGCAUUUUCACGCGAAAAAAGAGCACACCACCAUCUGAAUCACAAAAGAACGGAGGACUCACACCGAAUUCGCUUCAAAAAGCGGAAAAUGGAGAUUGUUCACCGAUUAAUGAAGUUCAAUUCAGACUUCCAUUAAAUGAUCGGAGAGUAUCAUCACCAUCAUCAGAAGCGACGAGGAAAAAGAAUAGUAAUGAAGAAGAUCCGGAGAAUGGUGCAAAGAAAAGUUUGAGCUUGAAAAAUCGAAAACUCAGCUUUGGAAUGGUUUCAUUCAAGAGUGGAAGUGGUGGAUCAGUGGAAACAAUUGCUCAAAAUAAUACGCAAAUAUACACGAAAACGGCAAUAUUCAAGGGAGUUGUUGUGGCGAUCAAGAAGUUGAAUAUAGAUCCAAAGAAGUAUCCACGUCUUGAUUUAUCACGUGCUCAAUUGAUGGAAUUAAAAAAGAUGAAGGAUCUUCAACAUGAUCAUAUUACGAGAUUCACCGGAGCAUGUAUCGAUUUUCCACAUUAUUGUGUAGUAACUGAAUACUGUCCGAAAGGUUCAUUGGAAGAUAUAUUGGAAAAUGAAAAAAUCGAAUUGGACAAACUGAUGAAGUACUCACUACUUCACGAUUUGGUUAAGGGUCUAUUCUUCCUGCACAAUAGUGAAAUUCGAUCUCACGGACGUCUGAAAUCAUCGAAUUGUGUCGUUGACAGUCGAUUUGUGCUGAAAGUCACCGAUUUCGGACUUCACAGGCUUCAUUGUUUAGAAGAAAUUAAUUUGGAAGAAAUUGGAGAGCACGCGUAUUAUAAAAAAAUGCUGUGGACGGCUCCAGAAUUGCUCCGAGAUUCGAAUGCUCCACCAAUGGGAACCCAGAAGGGUGAUAUCUAUUCAUUUGCAAUUAUUUUGCAUGAAAUGAUGUUCCGGAAGGGAGUUUUCGCAUUGGAGAAUGAGGAUUUAUCACCGAAUGAAAUAGUGCAACGGGUACGAAAACCAGUAUCAGAAGAUCAAGAACCACUUCGACCGUGGGUAUCAGAAACUGGUGAAGGUGAAGGUGAUGAUGCAUUAAAUGAUACAUUAUUAUCAUUAAUGGUUGCAUGUUGGUCUGAAGAUCCACAUGAACGGCCUGAAGUAUCAUCUGUUCGAAAAGCGGUUCGAAGUUUGAAUCGAGAUAAUGAAACAUCGAAUCUUGUGGAUAAUUUACUCAAAAGAAUGGAACAAUAUGCUAAUAAUUUGGAAGGUCUUGUUGAGGAACGCACGCAAGAAUAUUUGGCGGAAAAGAAAAAGGUAGAAGAACUUCUUCAUCAACUUCUUCCACCUGCAAUCGCCGACACUUUAAUUGCUGGACGAGCUGUUCAAGCUGAAUCGUAUGAUUGUGUAACUAUCUACUUUUCUGAUAUUGUCGGAUUCACAUCACUAUCAUCACAAUCAACACCAAUGCAAGUGGUCACAUUACUCAAUGAUUUAUAUUUGGCAUUUGAUGGAGUUGUAGACAAUUUCAAAGUAUAUAAAGUUGAGACUAUUGGUGAUGCAUACAUGGUAGUAUCUGGAUUACCAGAACGACGAGAUGAUCAUGCUAAUCAAAUAGCUCAAAUGUCACUAUCAUUAUUGCAUAAAGUUAAGAAUUUUGUGAUUCGACAUCGACCUCAUGAACAGCUCAAACUUCGUAUCGGAAUGCAUUCAGGAUCCGUUGUGGCAGGAGUCGUAGGUUCAAAAAUGCCUCGAUACUGUCUUUUCGGAGAUACUGUGAACACUUCGAGUCGAAUGGAAAGCAAUGGAUUACCUCUCAAAAUCCACGUGUCACAACAAACGUACGAUAUUCUGAUGCAAGAAGCGGGCUUUAAACUCGAACUACGAGGUUCAGUUGAGAUGAAAGGCAAAGGAAUGCAGACUACUUAUUGGUUACGAGGUUACAAAGACGUUGAGAUUCCCGAUUUUGGCGAAGAAUUUGCAUAGUAGUUCUACAUUCAUUAUCAUCUACUACUUAUUAUAUAUAAUUUUAUUAUAUGGUUUCACUUUUUUUUGUUUAAAUUUCGCUGCUUCACAAUCACCACCACCUUCUUCUUGUUCUAGCGGGUUCAUCUUCUUAUAUGUGUAUCAGGUAUUCCACAAAACAAUUCAUGUUCUUUUUUUUCUUUCGUCUGAAAUUUGUUUUAUUAGCGUUUCAUUUUCUCCCUUUUUCUGCUGCUGCUGCUGCGUCUCGCAUAGAAAAUCAACUGUUAGAAGAGAGAGAGAGUAAGUACAAGUCACAGGGAAUUCGAAGAUUUUGUGUGGAAAUCCAUGGAAAUUGUACAGUGGCGCCAGGACGGGCUCUGGCUGGGUAACCAUCUCCAUCUCGUCCUGGUGCCACUGUACUACCACCCAUUUGUUUUUUUGGUCAAACAUUCCAUUUCAACAUUUUCUAGAUCUGUUUUAUCUAAUUUUCCGGUUUUUUUUGCUCUUUUUUUGUUGCUAAAAACACCAAAAAUCUAUCCGUUUUCUCUCGUUUUUUUUCGUCUCACUGAAAAAAUUUGAUCGACUCACCCACUUUUUUUUGUCGCCCAUUGUGUUCUGUUUCCCGUGAGAAAAUCAUCGGUUGCCAUUUUCUGUUUUUUUUUCUUCCAUUUUUCCAACUUUUUUCCCCUUCCCCCAAACAUUGUUUCUUUCCCACCUCAAAUUUCCAAUUGAUUCGAUAAAUUUUAUCGAUUUU